Psylliodes chrysocephalus is the source of this 606-nucleotide messenger RNA. NCBI's taxonomy places the organism in Eukaryota, Metazoa, Arthropoda, Insecta, Coleoptera, Chrysomelidae. The record is from the annotation of a GenBank genome assembly.
AUGGAUUGCAUUAAGAUUGUACUGAAGCAAUUCGUUAGUGGAAUCAGUGAACGAUUGGGCAAAGUAGAAAAAAGCAAUACUUUAUGUGCUAGUACUUUUUGUGAUCCAAGAUUUAAACACAUAUCAUUCCGUGAGAAUAGUACUUUAGAGAUAAUUAAAAAAACAAUAAUCGCAGCGAUAGCCGAAAAGUAUACAGCAGAACUUUGCGAAUCCCACAGUGAGGCUAAUGCCGAAAUAAGGCAUGACGACGCAAAAUCCAGGGACGUUGACGAAUUGUCAAUUUGGUUUGCAUUUGAUCAAGCUGCAGCAACCAUUGUACCACAAGGAACUUCCAUAUCUAAAGCCAUAAUUGAAGUCCAACGGUACAUGGAAUCUGGAAUUAUUCCAAGGCAGCAAGAUCCUUUAGAGUGGUGGAGAAAAAAUAAAUAUAUGUACUCACACCUUUCCCUUGUUGCCCAAGAAAGAUUAAGUGCCCUCUGUACGUCGGUACCAUGCGAACGCCAAUUUUCAACAGCAGGACUGAUAGUGUCUGAUAGGCGAACUCGUUUCAGCCCGAAAAAAGCCGAGAUGCUAAUGUUUUUACAAACAAACCAUGUGUAUUUGUAA